AAUCCCCUACUCGUCGUCCACACAUGAACAACGUCGUAUCCCGACCUCCAUUCCAUUCCUCAAAUACUCUCUUUCUUCCCACGCCACUCAUUAUAAAUAAAUGCUCUCUUCCUAACAACUUUCCAUCACUAACCUCAUUCCUUCAUUCAUUACCAAGUAAACGAAUUCCAGCCGCAUCAUAAACUCAAACAAGCUUACGUACCCUCCUCCUGUCCAGGGAUCAAAGAAAGACGAUGAAGUCCGUGGUUUUCUGGAUCUUGUUGGCUUUGGCCAUUUUCUCGGCUUCCUGUUUCCAGCCAGCUGAAAUGAGACCGCUCAAGGAAGAGGAAGGUGGUAGUACUGCGAAUCAUCUACUCCUUCUCCACUCCCUGCAGAAGGGUCCGGUUCAAGGGUCGGGUCCCAAUCCAUGCACCAACAUCCCCGGCCGAAACCAGGGAACCUGCACACGUGCUGUGAGCGCUAUGAACGUCGCCGGCGAUGUAUUAGCCCGCCGGCCCCCACGACGGUCUCUGGCAGUUUCACGUCACGACGUCUCUGAAGAUGAUCAGACUGGUCGUCGGCAACGUUCUCAGAGUUCUUCUUGACUAGGAUAUUCAUCAUGUGUGAAAAGUUUAUUGUUUCGAUGUCAUGGGAAAAGCUCUCUUUAUAGUUUGGUGUCUCCAUGAAAAAUGAAAUUGUUUAGUUGGA
Molecule: messenger RNA, 687 nt
Organism: Linum trigynum
Lineage: Eukaryota; Viridiplantae; Streptophyta; Magnoliopsida; Malpighiales; Linaceae
Source: the annotation of a GenBank genome assembly